Messenger RNA from Penicillium pulvis, 450 nucleotides. RefSeq names its product Tvp18 family protein. Lineage: Eukaryota; Fungi; Ascomycota; Eurotiomycetes; Eurotiales; Aspergillaceae. The coding region runs from base 1 to 450 and encodes 149 amino acids. Gene Ontology annotation, cellular component: Golgi membrane. The transcript has 4 exons. The record is from RefSeq and is a predicted model, not a curated record. Gene Ontology annotation, biological process: vesicle-mediated transport.
AUGACGCUUGCCGAGGAGUUCCGUUCGCGAAAUUUCAGUAUUUACGGACAAUGGACCGGUGUUCUGGGUAUGAUCCUUUGCCUGGCGCUUGGAAUUGCCAACAUCUUCACUGUUCAUGUCAUUCGGAUCAUCUUUUCCGUCCUUGCCCUUGCCUCGACCUUCGUCAUCCUCUUCAUUGAAGUUCCUUGGCUCCUUCGCAUUUGCCCUACGUCCUCCACAUUCGAUGCCUUCAUCCGCCGCUUUACCACAAACUGGAUGCGAGCUGCCAUGUACACCGUCCUCAGCGCCAUCCAGUGGGCCAGUCUCUGCACGGGCGCUUCCAGUUUGAUCGCAGUGGCCGUCGUCCUCGUUAUCGCCGCACUCUUUUACGCCUUCGCUGGACUGAAGAACCAAGAGUUUGUUGGCAGCAAGACACUGGGUGGCCAGGGUGUUGUACAGAUGAUCGUUUAA